GCACUCAUCGCCUUUCAGUGCAUCGUAGUCAUCCGCCGCGAUCGGUUCGGUUUGAGUUUUGUUUUUGUGAAUGGACGGAUUUGAUUUUAUGUUUGUUUACGGAACUGUGGAAGUGGAAGAACGUUUGCUCCGUUGUGCGUUUACCUCCUCCUAUUCUGGUCGUAGAAGAACACGUGUACCUGCGUGAAGUGGUUGUCAAGGAUAACCUGGAGUACGUGUGAUAGUGGAAAAGAUAUUUGAAAGGAAUACCUUCUUAAUGAUUUUGAAUUUUCUGUCAAGAAAAGUUGAGUCGGCCAAGUGAUACAGUAACCAAACGUUGUGAAUGUGGAUGUUUUGGAAGAUCACCUGAAGGGGAAGUGAUUUUGGAAUUCGAUAACAAAAAAAAUUAAGUCACGGUUACAUAAUUAAACCUAGAAACCUGAUGGGAAGAUAAAUCACCUACCAUCAGUCAGUGAGUGAAAUCACCGUCGAAAAUUAGCAUGCGGGCAAGCGCCAAAGCGGUGAGACACGAUGGAGAGGUGUAAAAAUCGAUGUUACACUGUGUGACCACAGAAAGAGAGCGAGAAGAGUGCAUGCGAAAGCGUAUGAAUGUAGAUGAGCGCUCCCGAGCGUUGAUGAAUAGUUAACAUGAAGCCGAUCACGUUCGAAUCGAUUCGGAAUCUACUUAAAACGAAGAAAAAACAAAAAGACAAAUCCAGCAUCGAUCAAAGCUUCAAGCGGAGUGAUUCGUUCAAGCGUAUCAGUAUCCGGAAAAGCUAUCUUGAGCGUGGUCGGAAGCGCAAUACCGCUGCCGUGUUGCGCAGCUCCACAAAGAACCUGGUUAACAUCAAUGAGUUUGAAGACCAGGCCAAGGUAAUCAAACAGCCAGACAAGCUGGUGAAACCGCCCGAUAGUAGCAAUGGAGCCAGUAGCUCUGCAGGCCCCAAAGAGGUACAAUCUCGUCCAGUACGCGAACUCACUUUCGAGGAGAAAUUGGAAUCCAACGAUGCCUCUCUGGAUGAGAAGAUCCGGGCCCUGCAGGAAAUCAACGAUCGCUAUAUUAACGAAAAUCAAAAUCUCAUCGAGAAAGCAUACGAGGCUACUCAACAUGUGGAGAAGGUCAAGAUCAAGAAACCUCCGAGGCCUUCGAAGCAGGGUCUCAAAAAGACUCGCGAAACCGAAGUGCAAACAUCAAAUCCCACUGAUCUCAAAUCCAAGAGCACGGAAUCCAUCAAUACGCUUACAUCCACCGAUACCAUCGAAUCCCACAGUCGUGCUAGAAACGUAUCCCACGUAAACAUAAACGCCUCGGACGUGAUUCCGGAGGAAGACGAAAGCACAGUCUACUCCUACGAACCAGAAGUACAGUCGACCAGUAGGAAAGCAGAAGACACCGACGACAAGUCAUUCUACAGCAUCAGUACCUUCACAAUCGAAAGCAAUACCAUGAACAAUACGAACGCUUCCUCUAAAAAGUCUUUCCGCAGUAGUUUCAGUACAACCACCAAAACCAAGGAACUGCCUACCUUGGUUACCAUCAAAACGUACUGCGAACCGAAUGCAUUCAUGCAAUCGACAACCCACGUCAACGAACGGUACCUGGAAACUAGCUUCGAUAGCUAUCCAGAGGAUACGCUAACCCAAGAUGCCUCCAAGUCCGAUAUUAUCAUCAAAAAGUCAGCAAGCCUUCAGAAGACCCCUUCGAGCAAUGGAAAGGCCAGUAUUGAAGCCAAAACAUCCUCCCUCAAGGAUACCCGUCCCAAGAUCAACACCCAAACAUUCAAGAUGAUCCGUAGCAAAUCUAGAGAAGGCAUCGUCAUACGAAUUCCCGCCAUCGACAGUGGUCCAGAGCCCACCGAUAUGAAAAAACCGGAAUACGAAGACAAGGAACCGGAUAACCUCAACAGACAGCUGAGUAACGAUUCAGCCUUGGAUCUGAUUGACGUUGACAUCAAAGUUGACGAGAAAGACAUGCAGAGCAAUACGGUGGAGUUGAAGAAUCAGAAGAACAAGUACAAAAAGAAAGUUAAGAAAUCGGCCGGGAAAACAGCUACGUUGGAUGUCGAAGACUGCAGGAACCAUACGUUCAAAAGUCACGAAAAUUUUGAACUGGAGAGAGGUUCCUCGUCGAAGGAACGCAUCGAACCCAAAUUCAUCUUUCCGAGUAACUAUUUCGAAGAGGAAAACAAUAUCUUCUACGACCAGACCGUUUAUGACGACACGGAAAUUCCAUCCCCUGAGAAUAGUAUUCCAUAUGCGUUGCGUAUCAAGGAGAACCCGUUUACCAAAAACAAGGAAUUCUAUUCUAUAAACACCGGUAGGAUAUGGAAGCAGCUGAAUCUAGGCCAAGAGGAAGACCUUUCCAUCCUAUCUGCCGCGCCACGUUUACCGGUUCCGAAGACAAAGAACGAAUCGUUCAAGUCGAUGUCGUCGAGGGAUUCCGGGUUCAGCUUGACGCUUACGAAACCGAAGAAUCUAUUCCGGCGGAAGUCGAAGAAGGCAACGCUCCUGCAAAGAAGAAAGCCCAAAUUAGCGGUUAGCCGAGAUGGGUACUUCAAGCGGGUUAUGGUUGUGCAGAGGAAUUCUUCGAAAAGGAAACGUUCUAUGAGGAAAUCCCGUAUGCAGAGCAAAGAUAUUUUCCGAGAGCUUUACGAUGAAAACUGGACAAAGUUGGGGGAUGAUUUCGUAGACCAGCAAGCUCCGGACUUUGCCCGUGAUUUUGAGAAUUUUUGCAACACUCAUAGGUAUAAUCAGGACAUGCAUGAUCUGGAAGCAUUCUAUGAGGAACAUCUUAAAAGACUGAGACAUUACUACAUUCAGAAGAAGAAAAUGAACGAGGCUGCGAUCAAGGAGUUCUACAGGGACUACAACGGGGAUGAUGUUGGGGAAGAGGAGAACGAUUAUUACGAUUCGUUCAUAGCGACUAGAAACGAUACGAUUCGGUUCAAGAAUGAUAUGCAGAAAAAAUACUUUCAGGAGAAGGAAACGGAAACGUCGAUGGAGUUUAUGUUUCCACAUCCUGACAAGCGGAAGUCAAGUGCGGUUGUAGCGAAGCAGAAAGGGAAAGCAAAAAGGCAUCUGUUCCAUGAAGUUCGCCCAUAUGGAAGCUCUAUGGAACCACUAAAUUAUGUGGAUCUCAGGGUGAAUGGUGCAGAGGCAGGUCAGGAGAUGAAGUUUAGACGCUCAUCGGAUGCCAAUUUUCAGCUGCUGGCGCCGGCGAAAGCGGAUCGAACCUUGGAUGUGGUGAAAAGUAACGCGAAAGAAGGUCAAGUGCAUGAAAUUUCGCUGGCAAACGUGUUCCCGUCGGUCGAUGGUAAGACAAAACCGGACCAGACGAAAAACGAAGACGAAGAAGAGUGUGACGAUGACGACGAGUUCAGUGAAAAUGAGUUCUUAAUCAACAGCAUUGGCGAAAACUUGUACUGCUUGCGGUGCGAGAAGGUAAAUAGUGAUUGCGAAUGUUACGAUGAUACGACGGAAACGGCCAAUGACAACAGUAACGAUAACGACGAAGAGGAGGAAGAAGGAGAAGGCCGGGAAGGGGUGUGCAAAGUGCAGGGCGUCGAGGGCGAAGACGACGAUGACGAUGAAAAUUACUGCGAUGUGUUUGAGUUUGAUGAUAUCAAUAUCGUGCACGUGAAUCAUAAGAAAAAAGUGAAGAGAAAAAAGUCGAAGAAACGGGUGCGGAAAAACCACUCGACCUUGAGGCGCGGCGGAUACUGGGGUGACAUCACUCAGAAAGGAUAUGAAAAGAAGCGAACACGACUACUGCAGCCAUAUCUAGCAAAAAAUGCACAACAAGGUGGCGGAGGCGGUGGUGGUGGUGGUAAUAACCCAGGCUAUGUAAAUGACAUCCAAUCGCACCUGCACCAUCCUUCAUCCCAGCAGAAGCAGAACAUCUUCGCCUCCUCCGGCAGCGGCGGGGGAGGCGGAGGAGGUGGCGGUGGUGGAGGUAGUCGAGAACGUAAUGACCGCUCAAGCAGCGGCCACCAUCAUUCUCAGCAGCAGCAGAUCCAGCAGAACAGAACGAGGCGCAGCACGCAGCGAAGAGUCACUCACAAUGAGAAACGAUACCAUUCAGCUGCGGGACGGCCAGAGUUGCAUCCGGACAAACCGAGCUUUGACCCGCUGCGACCAUUCGAACAAUAUAUCCGGUCACAAUUUGCCGCCCUCGAAUCAUCGACCGGCGAACAGUUGAGGAAAGACGUACCAUCGCUAAGUACUAACUUCAGUAAUCUAGCACUGCACUCGCCGGCAAUAGUGGCGGCUGCGGCGGCACUUACAAAGUCACCAUCAACUUCCACGGCCAUUCCGUCCGUGGCAGCACCGGACAGUGGUUCCAUUGCGGAAAACCAAGUAAUAAUGCGGCAGAAACAACAACAGUAUUUACGGUCUCAGCCGCCGCAGCAGGCGGCAACGGCGGCUAGCUCUGUCCAACAGCCGCCGCCGCCACUAGAAACCAAUUUCGAUCGAACAAGUAAUAACCAAACGUCUGGCAAUAAUAGUAGAAAUAAUAGAAGAAUUGGACGACACGAGAGUCGUUACACCAGUGAAGUACGCCAGGAAGCUGUACAGCAAGCAUUAGCUGCAUUAAAAAAUCGCCCCAAACCUAGCUUACCAAUGCCAUCCAAACGAAGCUCUGUGCUUAAUCGUAGUCCCGAGCGCGAUCAUGAUGACUCAGAUUCCAGCACAGACGACGAGUCGAUCCCGGAGGAGGGUAUAAUCGGUGGUAGGAUAUCCACACCGGAUCGUGAUAACUACAACCUUCCACGUGAUCACAUUCUCGGACGAGAACCAAUGAAGCUUCCAUCAUCCCGCGAUCAUCAUCACUCAAGCCAACAGAAACAACCAAGUCAACCGGCGCCGAUUGAACGACGACCACCGCAAAGCAUACCCACGCAGAACACCCAACAUGCCACUCUGUCAGAUACCUCCAGUGCCGGAUCUCCCCCGGCAAUGCAUCGGACCUACUAUAAUCAGAAAAACAGCUACGACAUCACCGACAUUUCGGAGUAUCAGCAGCGGCCAUAUGCUGCACCGGACAUUACUCAAUUCAGUGCCAACACAAGACGGGGAGCAGAUCGCGUCACACGGUAUGUAAAUCUCUCAAGUCAAGAACCCGGCGACACUGGUACCGCUGGGCGAUGGAAGGUUUCCGCCAAAAUUCAACAACUCCUGAACACCCUGAAACGACCGAAACGUCGACCGCUGCCGGAAUUUUAUGAAGACAAUGACAUCGAAUUGGAAAUUGCCGCCAAUCCGAAAGACCCUAACGCCCCAAAACCCGAAGGUAACGUCAUGAGUCCGGUACAAGGCGAGCAGUUGAUCGUCCCAUCGGGUUUACCGCGAACGCUGGAAGCCGCCCUCCAACGGUACGGCACAAGUUCGUUCAAGGCUCCGAUGGCGACCGUGCUGGAUCCGAACGGAAAAAUGACUACCACUUUAACCUACGGAAAACUUUUGUCUCGAGCGCAGAAAAUUGCCUACGCUCUUUCAACCAAAGUUUUCAGCAAAGGUCCGGAGCAGCUAUCUCUCAAACCAGGCGAUAGGGUUGCUCUAGUUUAUCCAAACAGUGAUCCACUGAGUUUCAUAACGGCGUGGUACGGUUGUAUGUUCCGUGGAUUGGUCCCACUGCCUAUUGAGCUACCUCUUUCGAGUUCCGAUUCCCCGCCUCAGCAAGUAGGUUUCCUGCUGAGUUCCUGUGGUGUACAGGUAGCACUGACAUCGGAAGCAUGCCUGAAAGGAUUGCCAAAGUCGUCGACCGGUGAGGUGGCCAAGCUUAAAGGGUGGCCACGGUUGCAUUGGUUUGUAACCGAACACCUGCCUAAGGUCCCAAAGGACUUCAAUACUAAUAAUAACCGUAUAAAUGAGGACUCGAUCGCGUACAUUGAGUACACUACGGAUAAGGAUGGCAGCGUCAUGGGAGUCACAGUCUCGCGCCAGUCGAUGAUCAACCACUGUCGAGCCUUGACCAUGGCAUGCCAUUAUACAGAGGGCGAAACCAUUGUCUGUGUGCUCGAUUUCAAACGAGAAGUUGGACUCUGGCACAGCGUGCUGACUUCGGUGCUUAACGGGAUGCAUGUUCUGUUUAUACCAUACGCACUCAUGAAGCUCAAACCUUCCUCAUGGAUGCAACUGAUCACUAAGUAUCGCGCUUCUUGCUGUUUAGUGAAGAGUCGCGAUUUGCACUGGGGUCUUUUAGCAACCAAGGAUCACAAGGAAAUCUCACUUGCGUCGCUACGGAUGCUGCUAGUCGCAGACGGUGCCAAUCCGUGGUCUCUUUCAAGCUGUGAUCAAUUCCUGAGUGUGUUCCAAUCUAAAGGUCUGCGAGCGGAUGCAAUUUGUCCCUGUGCGAGUAGUUCUGAGGUCUUCACCGUUUCCCUCAGACGACCAGGUCGAUCAGCCGGUGGAUUCAACCAAUCUGCUACCGGACGAGGAGUCCUCUCGAUGGCAGCCCUUUCACAUGGAGUGGUUCGCGUCGACAGUGAAGAUUCGCUUACAUCACUCACUCUACAGGACUGUGGCCAGGUUAUGCCAAGUGCAACUAUGAUUGUGGUUAACGCCGAAGGUCCAGCGGUGCUAUGUAAGACAGAUCAGGUUGGUGAAAUUUGUGUUACGUCAGGGUCCACUGGAACAACCUACUAUGGAUUAGAUGGCAUGACCAACUCUACAUUCAAGGUUCAGGCACUCACGGAGCCUCCACCGGCUCUGGAAGGUGAAGUACAAACACUAGGAAAGCCCAUCAGUGAUGAACUGUACGUAAGAAGUGGUUUGCUUGGUUUUCUGGGACCUGGUGGUUUGGUGUUUGUAUGUGGCUCUAGAGACGGCCUGAUGACAGUCACUGGGCGCAAGCACAACGCUGACGACAUUAUUGCCACAGUCCUGGCCGUUGAGCCUAUGCGAUUCAUAUACCGUGGCCGCAUAGCCGUUUUCAGCAUAAAGGUAUUGCGGGACGAGCGAGUAUGUGUGAUCGCAGAACAACGACCUGAUUGCUCCGAGGAAGAGUCAUUCCAAUGGAUGUCUCGCGUGCUUCAAGCGGUGGACUCCAUACAUCAGGUAGGAAUCUACUGCCUAGCGUUGGUUCCUCCAAAUCAUCUGCCAAAAACACCGCUUGGUGGAAUCCAUUUGACGGAAGCUCGCCGUCGAUUCCUUGAGGGAUCGUUGCAUCCAGCCAAUGUGCUAAUGUGUCCACAUACGUGCGUCACAAAUCUGCCCAAACCAAGAGAACUCCAUCACGGUUCUAUCCAACAACUUCAAAUUUCCGGCACCACACCGUCGUCGUCGACUUCGAUCAACACCGCCGGAACAGAUGCCUCCGUCGGCCCGGCUUCGGUGAUGGUCGGUAAUUUGGUCCAGGGCAACCGGUUGGCUUCAGCACAGGGACGCGACAUUGGACUGGCGGAUGAUAACGAGCGGAAGCAUCAACUGAUAACCGGAGUGCUCCGAUGGCGAGCCAACUCGUCGCCCGACCACGUGCUGUACACCUUGCUAAACUCCAAGGGUGCUGUGGCGAAGACCCUCACCUGCUCCGAGCUGCACAAGCGUGCCGAGAAGAUAGCUGCUCUGCUUCAGGAACGCGGCAAAGUCAAUCCAGGCGACCAUGUUGCGCUCAUUUUCCCACCGGGUCUGGAUUUGAUUUGUGCUUUCUACGGAUGCCUGUACCUGGGAGCGAUUCCGGUUACGAUACGGCCACCUCAUCCUCAGAACCUCAUUACAACCCUACCCACCGUGCGGAUGAUUGUGGACGUGUCCAAGAGUGGCAUAAUCCUUUCCAUCCAAAGCAUCAUCAAACUGCUCAAAUCUCGUGAAGCUGCCACCUCCAUCGAUCCAAAGAGUUGGCCGGUGAUCUUGGACAUUGAAGAUAACCCCAAGCGGAAGCUAGCUGCUAUCGCCAACAGUACGCUGGAUUCGACUGCUUAUCUGGAUUUUAGUGUUUCCACUUGCGGACGGCUUAGUGGAGUCAUCAUUACGCAUCGAUCUCUAUCGAGUUUAUGUGCCAGCUUGAAGUUAGCCUGUGAAUUGUAUCCUAGUCGCCACGUGGCUCUCUGUUUGGACCCAUACUGUGGAUUGGGUUUCUCAAUGUGGACCCUGAUCAGCGUCUAUAGCGGCCACCAUUCAAUUCUGAUAGCACCAUACGAAGUCGAAGCAAAUCCCAGCUUAUGGCUGAGUACGCUAUCACAGUAUCGUGUUCGUGAUACUUUCUGUUCAUACGGUGUGAUAGAGCUGUGUACGAAAGCGCUCAGCAAUUCUAUUCAAAUGCUCAAGCAACGUAACAUCAAUCUCGGUUGUGUACGAACAUGUGUGGUGGUUGCAGAAGAACGGCCUCGGGUUCAACUGACGCAGCAAUUCUGCAAGCUAUUCCAAGCACUGGGACUCAACAUGCGCUGUGUGUCGACUUCGUUUGGUUGUCGCGUAAACCCGGCCAUCUGUGUGCAAGGAGCCAGCUCGGCAGAAAGUGCCCAAGUGUAUGUGGAUCUCCGAGCGCUACGAAACAAUCGGGUAGCACUGGUCGAAAGAGGUGCUCCGAACUCGCUUUGUUUGGUUGAAUCUGGCAAACUGCUACCGGGCGUAAAGGUUAUCAUCGCUAAUCCGGAUAGUAAAGGCCAGUGCGGCGAUUCUCAUUUGGGUGAAAUAUGGGUACAAUCACCUCAUAACUCAAACGGCUACUUCACCAUCUAUGGCGAUGAGACCGAUUAUAAUGACCAUUUCAAUGCCAAAUUGGUCACCGGGUGUAGCAUCAGCGAAACGUGGGCCCGAACGGGUUACCUGGGAUUCCUGCGGCGGACGGAGUGUUCGCAGGCUGGUUCUAUUUUGGACGAAACGACACCCAGCAUCGCAAGUCGGGACUCGGAUAAUGAAUCGAUUCACUCACAGGGUCACAAUACAUUGAACUCCACGACGAGCUCGAAUGCGGCCAACACCACGAUCCCAGCAACUGGAAACGAACAGGAACUGCACGACGCGGUUUACAUCGUGGGUGCUCUGGACGAGGUCAUCACGCUUCGUGGCAUGUACUACCAUCCGAUCGACAUCGAAAACUCGGUCCUGCGAUGCCACAAGAAGAUUGCCGAAUGUGCGGUAUUCACAUGGACCAAUCUACUGGUGGUAGUUGUUGAACUCGAUGGAAACGAAUCGGAAGCACUGGACCUGGUUCCACUGGUGACCAAUACGGUGCUAGAGGAACAUCAGCUGAUCGUCGGCGUGGUGGUUGUAGUUGAUCCAGGAGUUGUGCCGAUCAACAGCAGAGGCGAAAAGCAGCGGAUGCAUUUGCGAGAUGGCUUCUUAGCCGACCAGCUGGACCCCAUAUACGUUGCCUACAACAUGUAAAGAACUAACUGGCUGACUAAACGUGAUUCGUGCCUCUUAUAUGUUAGACUUUUUAAACGAUGCUUUCCCAAGCAUUGGCAGCAACAGGUGAUAUUUGAAAAAAAGAUACAAACAAAAAGAGGAUAAACCCAACGCACAUCACACACACACACACAAACACACACACGUCAACGUUGUCUGAUAUAAUAAAUACGGAUCGAACACGGGAAAACGAAUGCUCAGCUAUGGACGGUCGGCGCAAUGGAAACAGUUUAUGCUACCAAAUUUCCUUCCAGCAGGAAUUUUCUACAUAACUUUAUUCUGUAAAUAUUUUGUACAUCAAUUGGACAUGUGAAAUUGGUUUUCUCGAACAUAUGCUAAUGAAAGGUACUAGUUCUCAAUCGAUUCUUAGGGUUGGACUUUAGAAUGAGCUUAGUUGAAAUAGGUCUUUGUUAUAAACGACAAACUGAUGAAAACAUAUGCUUGCUGAAAAAAAAAACUGUAGAGAUUGUACAUUUGUUUCUUUUGCACAAAAUUUUAAUUGGAUCUACUUAACGGUCAUUUUCAGUAUUGAUGUUUUUGUUAGUCUUUUUGAGAAAAAUAAAGUUUUGCUUUGCGUACCUUUAAAACUAGGGCAAGCAAUAAAUUAUUAAUGGCAUGUUGUUUAUUUUAACUUCGUAAUCUAGUCUCUUUUAAUUUGGUUAUUUUUUGUAAUUGUUUUAUCGCAACUGGUUCUGCCACAACUGGUUCAGGCAAAACAAACGUUAAAUUGAUUUUAUUUUGUGAUUUAUUCGUAAAUUUUAGUUCUUUAGCCUGGAUCUCUGUUCCUUACAAUCAAUGCUAAACUUAUCAUCCAUCAUCUUAAUCGUCGUCAUUACCCUGAACACGUGCACAGAUAUGUACUCAAGUCAUGUCCGUCUCAAUCUUCCAACUUUCAUCCAAACUCAUCAACUCUUUAGAACACUACGCUACUAAACUAGCAAUUAGUAAGGAUUAACAGUCGUAUUGUUUAGACAAGGAUAUACACAAUCUUUCAUCUGGUUAUCAUUCAACUGAUAAGAAAAAAGAAAUCAAUUCAAUUUUUUUGUAAAUUUAAAAUAAUGGAAUCAGUAAAAGUUGAAAAAAUAAUUUUAAGAUGAGCUUGAUUCUAAGCCACGAACUGCUCUAUCUAUCGAAGAAUGUGAAAAAUAUACAUAGGACAAAAAACACAGCAAGUCAAGUUGAGAAAAAGGAAUUAGAAUAAUUAGUUGAUUAUAAACUUCAUAAUAUUUCGCGAUUCUUCUCUCUGUAACCUAUAUAUUCACAUAAGCAAGUUAAAAACAAGUCACAUGAAACUAGAAUUACUCCAAAAUACUACAAGCAGAAAAGGCCAACAAAACAUACGUGGAAAAUUAUGAGGA
This is a messenger RNA of Ochlerotatus camptorhynchus, 10685 nucleotides long. RefSeq names its product disco-interacting protein 2 (gene DIP2). The record is from RefSeq and is a predicted model, not a curated record. The transcript is spliced from 18 exons. Bases 628 to 9306 code for a protein of 2892 amino acids. Lineage: Eukaryota; Metazoa; Arthropoda; Insecta; Diptera; Culicidae.